Prorocentrum cordatum is the source of this 927-nucleotide messenger RNA. Lineage: Eukaryota; Dinophyceae; Prorocentrales; Prorocentraceae. The record is from the annotation of a GenBank genome assembly.
GGUCUCCCGCGGCGACCCCGAGCAGCUCGGCUGCCGCGUCGGCGCGGGGCGCCGGCGCGGCCAGGGCGCCGAGUCCGCGUGCCUUCGAGUACCAUUUGCCGUGGGAGGUCUCGGGCCCGCUCAACGGCGACGACGCGCGGGGCCUGCAGGAGAAGCCAGCCCACUACCAGCAGCAGCCGGAGGGCCUCCUCGGGAGGCCGGGCGAGGCGGCCGCGGCGGCGCUGCCGGGUGGGCACCUGCGGCAGGCGCUGGCGGAGCACGCGAGGGCGCUGCGGGAGGCGGCGUCGGAGCACGAGGCGGAGCUCCGCAAGGUUGCCGUGCUGGUCGGGGAGGAGCUGGGGCGGCAGCUGGGCUCGGCGGUGCGCCGCGCCGUGGAGGAGGCCUCGCCUGGCGACAGGUCCUCCCCGCACGUCCCUGCUGCGACGCUGGGCGACCCCGAGGAGCGGCCAGGCCUGCGCAGCGCGGAGGAGCACGGCGCUGCGGACAUUGGCCGGUCGAGGUCCCGGCGUACGAGGAGGAGCUGCAGUGAUGACGGUAUUGCUGGCAGCACGCCCUUCCGGGCAAGUGACACCAUGCAGGAGCACGUGAACGUCAUAGCGAACCCGGCCACAAACCAUGACAAAGUUUCAUCGGACGCAAGUACCUAUGGCGUCGGCCCGAUCGCCUCCUCCAUCAUCGAGCAAAUCGAGCACGCCCUCACGGGAUGCUGGGAGGCCUCCGACAGGGCCGCUACGACACGAAUGUGAUGUGCAAGUUCACGCUUGUCAGUGCCUACGUCUGCAUGGCUGAGGGCAGGGUCCAUGUCGAUCCGAGUGAUCCGAGUCGACCUCUAUUCUGGCCAGCCCGAUCCGAUUCGAUUCCGCUGUCUUUCAGGAGGGGAACAAACACACAGACACAAUUCAUCGUCGAUUCCCAGGAAGAUAUGGG